AAACAAGACUGUCAUUAUUCAGUACUUUGUAUAUUUACAUAUCACAAAUAUGUAAUACAAAGUUUUAGCGUGUUGUUUUAGAAUUGAGAUAACUAGUUUGAAAAACUAGCUAGGUUUGCUGUGCUUAUAGAGACAGCAAAGGCAAUCGUUUUUACUUAUUUCGCCCCUAAGUUUACUGACAGAAAUCUUGUCGACCCAACCAUUAAAGUAAUUAUCAAUAUAUUGCAUUAGUAUUUGAAAUGCCCCGGUGUUUUUUAACAACUAUGAGGGGAAAAAAGUGUUUACGCAUCAAGUAGCAGGUUCUAGAAUGAGCAUCAAGUUCGGUUGAGGAGAUGCGGAGAGGAGAGUGGUCCAGCCGUGAGUCACAGCCGUGACGCAGGCAGAGAGAAGACAAGGCGCAGCAUCCUCUCCAUCCUCCAUAGCACUACAACGACUGACAAAAGAGCGGAAGAGAAGUCGCGAUUUUGAGGCUUGUUAUCAGGCCCAAACACAUAAGCAGAAUGACUAAAGAGGAGACUUCUGAGGUGGAAGAGGCCCAGCCGGCCUCUGAGUUCAUCAGCCCUGCUCAUGAACCCCGCAAGAAACCCAUAGUGCAUCCAUCUGCACAGGCUCCACUGCCCAAGGACUACGCGUUUACCUUCUUUGAUCCAAAUGAUCCGGCCUGCAUGGAGAUUCUGACAGACCCUCGGACCACAAUCCCAGAACUGUUCGCCAUUAUCCGCCAAUGGGUUCCACAAGUUCAACACAAGAUUGACGUCAUAGGCAAUGAGAUAUUAAAGCGAGGUUGCCAUGUGAAUGACCGUGAUGGCCUGACGGAUAUGACUCUUCUCCACUACUGCUGCAAAGCAGGAGCUCAUGGAGUGGGUGAUCCUCAGGCAGCGCUUCGGCUGUCCAGUCAGCUGAUAGCUCUGGGAGCUGAUGUGAGUCUACGCAGUCGUUGGACCAACAUGAACGCCCUCCAUUAUGCGGCUUACUUCGAUGUGCCAGAACUGAUUCGUGUUCUGCUCAAAGCCUCCAAGCCUAAGGUGCUCAACUCCACCUGCAGUGACUUUUAUCAUGGCACAGCCCUGCACAUCGCCGCCUCCAACCUCUGUCUCGGUGCUGUCAACUGUCUGCUGGAGCAUGGAGCCAACCCUACUGUCAGAAAUGAUAAGGGUCAAGGCCCUGCUGAGGUUGUUCCUGACCCCAUGGACAUGAGUCUAGAUAAAGCAGAGGCCGCCAUGGUGGCUAAAGAGCUGAAACAGUUGCUGCUGGAUGCAGUGCCGCUCAGCUGUAACCUGCCCCGCGCCACCCUGCCCAACUAUGACAACAUCCCCGGCAACCUCAUGCUUUCCUCCCUGGGCCUCAAACUAGGGGACCGUGUGCUGCUGGAUGACACAAAGGCUGGCACCCUCCGUUUCUGCGGCACCACUGAGUUUGCUAGUGGGCAGUGGGUUGGUAUUGAGCUGGACGAGCCAGAGGGCAAGAACGACGGGAGUGUGGGUGGGAUCCGCUAUUUUAUUUGCCCCCCAAAACAAGGCAUCUUCGCCCCUGUGUCAAAAAUCAGCAAAGCUCUUGAGCAGACCCCCUCUUCAGUCACCUCCACGCCAAAAACCCCUCGCAUGGAUUUGUCUCGUGUAACCGGCAAGAUUAAAAAAGAGAAAAAAGAGAAAGAUAAGACUUCAAGAAAGAAGUCUUUGCCCGGGGUGAGUUUGGAUCCUGAUGGAGUCAAGGUUGAGGUUGGGGAUCAGGUGUUGGUGGCAGGCCAAAAGCAAGGGAUUGUCCGCUUUUUUGGCAAGACAGACUUUGCUCCUGGAUAUUGGUUUGGUGUGGAGUUGGAACAGCCCACUGGAAAGCACGAUGGCAGUGUAUUUGGAGUGCGUUACUUCCACUGUCUGCCCAAAUAUGGGGUUUUUGCACCACCAUCCCGUGUUCAGAGAAUUGCAGGGCCCAAAGACCCUCAGAGUGAUGGGACACUAGUGAAGAAAGUCCACCAGGUCACUAUGUCCCAGCCGAAGCGUAAUUUUAAUGCGAUCCGUUCUCCAAAAGACAUAACAUCUGAAAGUUCCAUAUCCAGGUUGCUGUUCUGUUGCUGGUUUCCCUGGAUGCUCCGUGCUGAGAUGCAGUCCUAAAUCCACUGGUUACAUCUUUAAUUCUAUCUCCCCCUCUUUUUCUGUUCCUCCUCAAGAUAAAAUCUCACCAACUCUGUGUAUUUCCAUUAUUCGUAUGUGCUUCUCUUUGUGAACUACCCAGACGGCUGUCCCGCCCCUUUGACGGUAACUCAAUAGCAAAAAAAUAGUGCCUUGUCAAGUAACUAACAACCUGCAUUCCGAUGAUUGAAUUAUAGACAAACAAUCUUUUAUGAAAUCAAAAUAAGGGAAAAUCAUUCCUACUAAAAGCCAUUCAUAUCUCUCUCUCUGCUUUUUUUUUUGCUAAACCACUGUGGGUAGAUUAAUGGCAGUAUUCAAGCAAGAUAAUACAGUCAUAAUCCACAAGCAAAUAGGCUUGUGCAUCAAUUUUUAUUUAUAAAGGUGCUUUUUUGUUUUGUUUGUAAAUGUGCUGCUGUAUUAUGUACCUUUGCUGUCUUACGUUACAGUAUUUUAUAGCAUACAGACUUUGAUUUCUAAGCUUAAAAUGCCUUUAAGUGAACUAGUAGGUGACAUUAUUAGUAAACAUAAAAUGUUUCAUUGUAACUGUAGUCUGAAAAUACUGAUGCUGCCAAGAGGGGUCAUCUACAGUAAAACUGUAAGCAUAUAGCUUAAAAGAUAUUUAUAUGUUGCAUGAAAUAAGCAGGCAUGGGCACGUUUUUAGGUCAUAAACUGAUCUGAAAUGAGGCGGGAGGCCUGCUUUAGAUAUUAUAAGCUAACAAAUCACAUUUCAUUUAAUUAAAAUCGACCAAAGCGCAAGCUCCAUGAUAUAGCAAAAGCUAAAUAAUCUCUUACUUGAGAAUAACGUACUAAGAACCACAUCAAUAAUGCAACUCUUAAAAGGAGGCAUGUUCAUUCUUGACCUUUCAUAAAAACGAGGUGAUAAUAAGCAUUUUUUGUUCAUUUUAUAAACCUAAAUAUCCAUAAGGAUCACAAUCAUGUUCCUCUCACCAAAAAAACAAAAA
Messenger RNA from Carassius carassius (crucian carp), 3091 nucleotides. RefSeq names its product CAP-Gly domain-containing linker protein 3-like. Lineage: Eukaryota; Metazoa; Chordata; Actinopteri; Cypriniformes; Cyprinidae. Gene Ontology annotation, cellular component: microtubule plus-end; nucleus; cytoplasm. The record is from RefSeq and is a predicted model, not a curated record. Gene Ontology annotation, biological process: cytoplasmic microtubule organization. Bases 501 to 2111 code for a protein of 536 amino acids. The transcript has 14 exons. Gene Ontology annotation, molecular function: microtubule plus-end binding.